Molecule: messenger RNA, 3180 nt
Organism: Brassica rapa (field mustard)
Lineage: Eukaryota; Viridiplantae; Streptophyta; Magnoliopsida; Brassicales; Brassicaceae
Molecular function (GO): zinc ion binding
Source: RefSeq, a predicted model, not a curated record
GAUUUAUAAAAUUUAUUUAUAUGUUCGCACCAAUUUAAUUAUAUAAGUAGUAGAUAAUGACUUUUUAAUUAUUCAAUAUCUAUUUAUUAUUUCAUAAUAUGUUAUAAACAUAUAAUAUAUAAAAUAAUUUUUAUAUAUAAUGUUUAUUCCGCGCGAGCUUAACCUAGUUUUAUUGUAUUUGCGAUUUGCCACAUAUUUUGUGUAUACCAAUAAGGUGGCUUACAUUCUCGACUCGUAGAUGAAUUACAACACUAUAAAGAGUGCUUUUCCAUAUUUUUGUCAUUCUACAUAUUUAUACCACAUGUAUACAGAAGUGGUAGUCUUCCAUCUUUGUACUUCCAGUUUGCGUUUUCAAAACCGUUUAGUUUAGAACAUCUGUAAAAACAACUUUGUUCUUCAAAUUUAAAGUUUGAAAAAGAUUACCUAACUUUAAUUUUUUUUGUAUUUUACACUUAAUUUUUUUAUUUUUAAUAAAGAUUAAUAAAUAGCACAAUAGUUAUAUAUAACAAUAAUCAUAUAUAAUAAAUAUACAAAAUUAAUGUAAGAAAUAUAAUAUUCUAGUUAUGUGUAAAAUCAUAGUUUUUAUGAUAAUUAUUAUAAAAAAAAAAAAGAGGAACAACCCAAGUUAUGAAAUGACUAAAAUACCCUUGUAAAACCUAAUAAAAGGGGUUGUAAUUGAAGAAUAUCGAUGAGGAAUCAAAAAAAAAUUCGCCGGAUCCCUUCUUUGCCCUUCUCCAUCGCCCAGAAUUUCCCCCUUGUCUUGUCUUCUUCCUUACCCGCCAAAUCCUUCCUCUUUGAAUCCCGUCUAUAACAGAUUGUACUGUGAUGAAAUGGCAAAUCACCAGCUGAUGAUGAUGAUGGCGGAGGAGAAUCUCGAGGAGCAUCAUUUUGUGGAACCUAGACAGAACAAUGAACUGUUUCCUCCUCCACCUCCUGCUCACGGCUACAAGUUUGCUUUCCAACCGCUACAAGCAACUGACCUUCAGAUUGGUGUUUCACGUGAUCAAAACGAGGUCUGGAACCACAGUGGAGAGAUACACGAAGAACAACAGUCUCUCGAGGGUAAAGAUGAGGUUGAUUCUCAGGAGAUCCGAGAUGGAAGCUAUGACAAUGCUUAUGACAUCACAUUUCCUGAUAACGAUGAUGACUCCGAGGAAGCUUCGGAGAAUGAUAAACUAGCUUUAGUAGUUUCCGAGGAUCUCAAUGAUAGCUUACAGUUAGGGGUGGGUCACUGCAUGAAUACAAGCCUUUCUCAGCAGCUAGAGUUGGCUCCUCCUCCUAUUGUUCAGUGCAGGUCUCUGGCUCCAUCUCCUGAGCAUAAUUUGGAAGUUGGUAUGGAGUUUUCAGAUGUUCUUGCUUGUAGGAGAGCGUUGAGAGAUGCAGCAAUCGCCUCGCGGUUCGAGAUGCAGACGGUUAAAUCUGAUAAAACUCGCUUCACUGCUAAAUGCGCUAGCGUGGGCUGCCCUUGGAGGAUUCACUGCGCCAGGCUUCCCGGUGUGCCAACGUUUUCGAUAAGGACUAUCCACGGGAGCCACACGUGCGGUGGUAUCUUGCACCUCGGUCACCAUCAGGCUUCGGUUGAGUGGGUUGCCGAGGCUGUGAAAGAGACGCUGAGAGAGAACCCUCAUUGCAAACCUAAGGAGAUACUUGAGGAGAUUCAUCAGGUCCAUGGGAUUACACUGUCGUAUAAGCAAGCGUGGAGAGGGAAGGAGCGUGUGAUGGCUACUGUCCGCGGUUCGUUCGAAGAAGAUUACCGUCUUCUCCCUCGGUAUUGCGAUGAGAUUAGAAGAACUAAUCCUAGGAGCAUCGCUGUGGUUAACGGACACCCUGAUGAUGGGAGCUUCCAGCAGCUGUUCAUCUCUUUUCAUGCAUCCAUCUCUGGCUUCCUCAACGCGUGUCGUCCUCUCAUUGCAUUGGACAAGAUUGUUUUGAAGAGCAAGUAUCUAGGGACGCUGCUGCUCGCCACGGCCUUCGAUGGAGAUGGAGCAAUGUUUCCUUUAGCUUUUGCGAUUGUUAGCGAGGAGAACGAUGGUAGUAGCUGGCACUGGUUCCUCUCGGAGCUGCGUCAGCUGCUUGAAACGAACACGGGUAACAUGCCGAAGCUCACGAUUUUAUCUAACAGAGAACCGUCCCUUGUUGACGGAGUAGGAGUUAGUUUCCCAACGGCGUUUCACGGCUUCUGCAUCCAUCACCUCGUGGAGUCUUUCAUCAAGGAGUUUAACAGCGACUCUGUUCUCGUGAACCUCUUUUGGGAAGCGGCGAAAUGCACCACCGAGUUUGAGUUUCACGCAAAGGUUCACGAGAUGCUGCUGGUGUCCCAGGAAGCUGCCAUGUGGGUCAGUAACAUCCCUCCCUCUUUGUGGGCCACGUACUGCUUUGAUGGAACCAGGUUUGGUCAUCUGAAUGUGAAUGUUACCGAGUCGAUCAACGGUUGGAUUCAAGAAGCUUCGGGUCUUCCUAUAAUCCAGAUGAUGGAGUGUAUCCGUCGCCAGCUGAUGACUUUGUUCACCGAACGCCGUGAAACAAGCGUGCAGUGGUCGAGUAUACUAGUUCCAUCUGCUGAGAGACUGGUCCUCGAGGCGAUAGAACAGUCUCGUGCCUACCAAGUUCACAAGGCUAACGAGGCGCAGUUCGAGGUCAUGACCGGUGAAGCAACGUUGUUAGUGGAUAUUAGAUGCCGUUCAUGUAUGUGCCGCGGAUGGGAUCUAUACGGUUUGCCUUGUAGCCACGCGGUUGCAGCGCUCCUCUCUUGCAGACAGGACGUUUUCAAGUUCACAGAGGGUUACUUCACUGUGGCGAAUUACAGGAGAAUUUACGCGGAGACCAUACAUCCAGUUCCAGACAAGACCAUGUGGAAGAAAACAGAAAGUGGUGAGGAUGGUGAUGAGGUUAUGAUAACGCCACCGAGGGUGUUGAGACAACAGCCACGGCCGAGGAAGAGGAGAGUUCAAGUAGAGGACCGUGGACGUCAAAAGCGGGCGGUUCGAUGUAGUAGGUGUAAUCAGCCUGGCCAUUUCAGAACAACUUGCACAGCUCCUACAUAAAAAGAUACAAAAGAUGAUCUCUCUUUUAUACUUUUUUUUUUAUAGGUUUUAGAACAUUCUUUGCAAAGCUUUUCUCUUAAACUCAAUUUUCAAACAACAGUGACAGUUAACUAAACAUCUUUAAGAGUCAAUUUAU